Molecule: messenger RNA, 3717 nt
Organism: Chelonia mydas (Green sea turtle)
Lineage: Eukaryota; Metazoa; Chordata; Testudines; Cheloniidae
Gene: NOL3
Product: nucleolar protein 3
Exons: 3
Coding region: 474-1160 (228 amino acids)
Biological process (GO): regulation of apoptotic process
Source: RefSeq, a predicted model, not a curated record
AUGAAGGGCAAGCCGGCACUGCAGUGAAUGCCAUGACCUAAGAUCACACCACCUUCAUUUCAUCUUGGCUCAUCCCCGGCCAGACACAAAUAGCACCAGGGACUGUGCCAAGCAUCACGUGAGAGGAGGAGGAUGCAAAGUGUCUCUGGCUUGUGACUUCUCUUGUGCUGAUUUCCCAGAUGCCCAGAGAGAAGCCAGCCAUGCCCUUGUCCCCAUAUCCUGCUCACAACACCUGCUUGACUCAGCUGUUCUGCUACCGAAAAUAGAGCAGAUGCCUCCCUGGAAGACAAGAUCUAGAGAGCAACUCUGCUUUUCUGCUGUGUGAAACAGAGCCAAGACCGCCCUGCAAGACAGGAUCUCUGUCCCAGAGUGACUCUGCAUUUCUGCCAUAUAACGCACAGCGGACACCCCGCUGGGAGGUGGGAUCUCUCUCGACUCUCGCAGACCCUGGGAGAUCCUGGGAUUCGGUAGCAAUGGCCACUGGCGACAAAUACACGGCUAUACGCACCAAACGCAAAGAGCUGAUAGGAAUCAUUCAGAGAGACCCCGAGAGCGUCUUGGAUGAGUUACUAGCCCAGUCCGUCAUCACCGAGGAGGAGUAUGACAGCUUGAACCAGCUACAAGACAAAGCGGCCAGAAUUAGGAAGUUGCUGAUUUACAUCCAGAAAAGGGGGGAGUCGACCUGCCGAGACUUUCUGGAGUGUUUAGAAAUCUUAUUCCCAGGCACAAAUCGGCUUUUGCAACCUUCAGAAUAUGAUUUUUUCAAUCCAGAGCGAGAUUCACGCACUGUGCGAGACCCAGAACCACGGGAGAGAGAUUUUUUCAAUCCAGAACACCAUACAGAGCUGGAGGAAGAAGACGGUUUCAGUCCAAAGCAGGAACUGGAGACUCAGCGAGACUCUGAGCCAGAGAAGAAAGAUGGUUUCAAUCCAGAGCCCGAUCCACAGCUGGAGGAGGAAGACGGUUCAAAUCCAGAGAAGGAAUCAGACAUUGAGCCAGAUCUGGAGACAGGUGGUUCAGAUUUGGAGCAGGAAUCAGAGACUCAGCGAGAUGAAGAGCCCGAGGAGGAAGAUGGUUCAAAUCCAGAGCAAGAAUUAGAGACGGAACCAGACCCUGAGCCAGAAGGUUCAAAUUCAGAGCAGGAAUCGGAUACUCAGUGAGACCUAGACCUUGACGGAAAAAAACCAUCUCUCAAAAGAUGUGUCCUCAUAGGUGAUUCAUUCUAUAUCCAUUGAGUCCACUUUUGACUGCCAUGGGCUGCCCUUAGAGUUUCAACUGCUUAAAACCAUUAAUUCGCUCCAAGAGCCCACCGAUGGAGAAGAGCAAUUCCCUUGCUCUUGCCGGGACUGCAUUGUGAACUAGAAGAGGGAUCACUUUCUAGUGCUGUGUGUGAUCAGAGCAGCACCACGAUUUCUCAUCCAUCGGGACAUGAUGCCUGAGAAUGUCCCUCGGGAAACUGCAGACGGGCUGGUCGAGAUUUCCUGGUAUUUCCCUGCUGGGAGGGAGAAUUCAAAUGCACCCAUGUGAACCAUGAAUCCCAUCCAGUGCGAAUGGUCAGGAAUUUCAGGGCGCCGGCAGGACCGGUGGGAGGCCACAACCGUUUCUCUAGCUGUGGCUCUUGCAACUGGCAUCCAAGCCUUUGUCACCUCGCUAUCAGACCCGGUCGGACACGGCACAGAAUUCUGCACCUAAGCAGGAUGUCAUUUCACGAGCCAAACCUGUGCUCUCUGACCCAUAAUGGCUGCCAGUUGGUUCCCAGAUUGACUUCAAGAUCUUGGUUAAACUGCCAGCUGGCGUAAGACCUACCAAUUAAUAGCUGUUUCUCUCCCUGUGAUAUCUGCUGCCAUAUCCACCCUCUGCCUAGGUCCCUUCUCACCCAGAGCUGGGAAGCUCAGAUCCAUUCUGCAGUGGUUCCCUCGCUUGUCCAACGGUGGUGAAUCUUUCCUCUCCAGGGCCUCAUUCUUAUCUCUUCUUCUGGCUGCUUCCUUAUAUUUUACCAUCACUCCCUAGAUGCAGCCCCCUUGCACGUUCUUCACUGGAUGUCACAACUGUCAUGUGGCCCAAAUACCCAUUUUAUUAGCCCCAUCUGAAGCCCUUCACCAUCCGACCCACCCAAAAGAAUUGGGUGACACUGGCCAAUUUCCCCAUCUCCCUCUUCAUCCCAUUAUUCUCAGCCUGUAAUAAAUAUAGUGAAUAACUCCAGCCCUAUUGACCCCACCCCUGGCACACACUCUGAUGGAGGUGAGGUUGCGUCUUCAAGUCAGUUCGAUAAUUUGCACUCACUGCUCCUACGGAGGGGUCGAGGACGAGCUCCAGAACUGCUCGAUGCACAGUGGCAGUCAAAAAGGUUAACCAUGUGUCAGGGACUAUUAGGAAAGAGAUAGAAAAAUAAGACAGAAAAAUAUCGUCAUGCCACUACACAAAUCCAUGGGUUCAGAAAAGAGCAACCAAGAUGAUCAAGGGCAUGGAACAGCUUCCAUAUGAGAAGAGACUAAAAAGAUCAGAGCUGUUCAGCUUACAAAAAGAGACAACUAAAGGGGGAUAUGAUGGAGGUCGAUAAAAUAAGGAACAGUGUGGGAAAAGGGAACAGAGAAAGUACCCUUUCCCACAACACAAGAACCUAGGGUCACCCGAGGAAAUUAACAGGCAGCAGGUUUAAUACAAACAAGAGCUAGUAUUUUUCCCACGCAACACACAAUAAACCAGUGGAACUCAUUGCCACAGGAUGUUGUGAUGGCCAAAAGUAUAACUUGAGUUAUUUCAAAAAACAACUGGAUAAGUUCAUGGAGGAUAGGUCCAUCAAUGGCUAUUAGCCAAAAUGGUCAGGGACACAAUCCCAUGCUUGGAGCCACCCUAAACCUGUGACUGCAAGAAGCCAGGAGUGGAAGACAGAGCUGGAUCACUCCAUAAUUGCCUUGUUCUGUACUCUCCAUGAAGCUCUGUUACUGGCCACUGUCAGAGACAGGAUACUGGGCUAGAUGGGCCUUUGGUCUGACCCACUAAGACAGCUCUUAUGUUUCGUAUGUAACCUCCCUCCUCUGAUGGGUACAAACCUUCUUCUGAUCUCCUGCCUCAGUUUAUUCCUGGCCAGUUUAUCCCCAUUUGUUCUUGGGCCGACAUUGUCCUUUAGCUUCAUUAGCUCUUUUCCCUCCUUGGUGUUUGGCCCCCUACGUAUGGGAUUUCCAGGGCAGUAUGUUGGGAGAAGACAAUUUCAUCACAUUUCUCCAUUGUCAGAAGAGCUGGGGUGGAAAGCCAAUAAGGCUGAAUAGAUCUAACUGAAACAAUGGCACAGCCAUCAGAGGGGCAUUAUCUUAGGGCUUGUGUACAUAGGGGAAAUAAUUCAGAUUAAGGUAGGGUGUGAAUUUAAAAGCAGAAUAGCUAUUCCUUAUAAACUCCAUGUGUGGACACACUUAAUCUGGAAUAAGGUACCCUUGUUCCAGAAUAAGCGUACUCCCACAUGGAGUGAAUCCGGAACAGUUAAUCAGGAAUAACUCCAUGUGUAGACAAGCCGUAAAUCUACAUGGGGACCGACUGAGGAAUAGCUGUUGAGGUUAAUGUUCCCAUAUAGACAAGCACUGAGAUGCUUUCCUUAUCUGGAGUUAACUGGGAGCAGGCUUCUGGGCUUGCUAAAACAAUGUAAAUGGGUCUGCUCCUGUAAUUGAAAAGUGAAGCUUACCUAACUUAGCUUGUAGUGAAGCAGAAGGUGGUUUGCCAGGA